AUGUCAGUUCUAGAAUAUGCUGUAAAAUUCAAUGAGUUUGCUCGAUUUGCUCCUGAUCUAGUGUCUACGGAUCGUCAAAGGAUGAAUCAAUUUGAAGGAGGUUUGAAUCUGGAUUUUCAAGAAAGGCUUACUGAAAAUAUGAGUAAGUCCUAUCAAGAGUUGUAUGACCGAGUGAUCAAUGUUGAAAGGAAAGUGAAGCUGCGUAAGGAUGUGUAUGAGGGGGGAAAAAAAAGAAAAGCUAAAUCUUAUAAUGUCCACUCCAGCAACAACUUCAACAAAAAGCCGAACACGGGAUAUUCGGGAAAUAAUGAGAAGCAAAUUCCUCGAUGCAACAAUUGCGGAAGACAAGGCCACAUGACAAAUGAAUGUCGUAAGGGAAGUGAUCAGUGUUAUCGAUGUGGUAAACCAGGUCAUAUGAUUAAGAAUUGUCCGAUUCCAGAUUGGCGAAGUGGAAAUGUCGUUAAUCGUGGUCAAAGAAACGGUCAGAACUCUGGUUAUGGUGGAAAUAGAAGCAAUGCAAACAAGAACCUUCCACGUGGACCCCCGCAGGCUGGAAGAGUCUUUAUGAUGCAGCGUGAAGAAGCGGAAGCAGAUGAUACUGUCAUUACUAGUACUUUUGCUGUCAACUCUGUGCCUGCUUAUAUUCUUUUCGAUUCUGGAGCUUCCCAUUCGUUUAUAUCUACCGCAUUUUCUAGAAGCUUGAAUGCAAAACCAUGCUCUGAAUUCUCUGCCAUGUUUGUCACCAUCCCUAAUGGUGAAUCCAUCUUAUGUGAUGUCAUGUAUAAAAAUUGUCCUAUCCUUAUAGGAGGUUGUGAAUUUCAAGUAGACCUCGUUCGAUUUGAAUUAACCGACUUUAAUGUGAUAUUAGGAAUUAAUUGGUUAUUCCAGUACAAAGCCGACAUAAAUUGCAUUAACCAUGAAAUAACCCUCUGGAAGCCAGAUAGGUGUAAGGUUUCUUAUCAAAGAAGAAAAGUCCAAACCAAACCUGAAAUCAUCUCAACCUUGAAAGCCUUCAAGUUACUUUCAAAGGGUCAUCAUGGAUACCUUUGUAAUGUGGUAGACCUGGCCAAACCUGAACCCUCAUAA
Messenger RNA from Beta vulgaris subsp. vulgaris (sugar beet), 1086 nucleotides. RefSeq lists its product as uncharacterized. The coding region runs from base 1 to 1086 and encodes 361 amino acids. Gene Ontology annotation, molecular function: zinc ion binding; aspartic-type endopeptidase activity; nucleic acid binding. The transcript has a single exon. Lineage: Eukaryota; Viridiplantae; Streptophyta; Magnoliopsida; Caryophyllales; Amaranthaceae. Gene Ontology annotation, biological process: proteolysis. The record is from RefSeq and is a predicted model, not a curated record.